Exaiptasia diaphana is the source of this 562-nucleotide messenger RNA. RefSeq names its product ankyrin repeat and SOCS box protein 7. NCBI's taxonomy places the organism in Eukaryota, Metazoa, Cnidaria, Anthozoa, Actiniaria, Aiptasiidae. The record is from RefSeq and is a predicted model, not a curated record. Gene Ontology annotation, molecular function: protein binding. The coding region runs from base 164 to 562 and encodes 132 amino acids. The transcript is spliced from 2 exons.
AAGAGAAGCACGAGGCAAGCAGGCGCAUGCGCCAUAGGGGUAUCGAUGAAACCGCUGGCUACCGAGUUUGUCUUGGUUUUAACUUCGCCUAAAUUACAAUUUAGCCCCAUGUUGUGUGUAGGAAUCACUCCUUUUCUGACUUCCUCACAAAAACUUCUCUAAAAUGACCAUCAGAACGGAAGAAAGCGGCGACAAACUUCUUGCUGGCGUGCGAGCGAAGGAUGUGGGAAUUGUCCGACAAGCUUUAUCAGAAGGCUACGAUCCAAACCAAGCCGACAAGAAUGGAUGGACAGCUUUUCAUGAAGCUGUUUCAACAGGAAACUCGUCGAUAAUUUUGGCUUUCCUUCGUCGAGGCGCUCGUCCCGAUUUACAAGAUGGUGUUAAUCAAGAAAGCGCUCUCCACAUUGCUUCAAUGGAUGGACAAACAAAGAUCGUUCAAAUGUUAUUAGAUAAUGGCGCAAAUAUUAGCUUGAAAAACAUUGAGGGAAAGACUGCGGAAGAUGUUGCUAGUUCAGCAUGCAAGGAACUUCUGCAGAGAAAAAGUAAGUGUUCGRUGUUGUAG